GGGUUACUAAUACCUUGUGCGGCCGGCUCAAUACAACUUUCAAUAAUCCAACGUUCAGAAAAAUCACUGGAAUUUCAGAGACUUGCAUGACCAUGCAGCUGCAACUUCAUCUACUUUUUUUACCCAUUUUCAAAGAAUUUUAAUUGAGUUAACGGCCUUCUGAGAGAUUUCAAAGAAAGGUGGUGCACGCUGAAAACUACAAUCUCAUGUUCCAGGUGCUGAGGGGAAUGUACAUCACUACAACAACAUAAACUCCCAGUGCUGUAGCUUGUGGAGAAAAAAAAAUGGCAUUUGGUGACCUUCUGGAGCAGGUGGGCAGCACAGGCCGCUUCCAGAUCCUUCACGUCACCCUGCUCUGUAUCCCAGUGCUACUGAUGGCCAGUCACAACCUGCUGCAAAAUUUUGUGGCGGCCGUGCCUCCUCACUACUGCAAUGCACAUGCAAACGUCUCCAAGCAACAACUCAGCACACGAGACAUUCUAACAGUCACGGUGCCUUUGGACCAAACAGGCAAGCAUCAGAGCUGCCAGCGCUACGUUUCUCCACAGUGGCACCUCCUGGACAAGAAUGGUACUUUGAAACGAGAGCAACUGGAGGAAUUUGAUGCCGAAGUAAGCGUCCAGGGAUGUGCUGAUGGAUGGUCCUAUAAUAUGACUGGGAUGACCUCGAGUAUCGUAGCGGAGUGGGAUUUGGUGUGCGAUCUGCGCUCUUUGAAGCAAAUGGGGCAAACCAUAUACAUGGGAGGUGUUCUUGUCGGAUCCAUCGUCUUUGGAGCUCCUGCAGACAAAUACGGACGACGGAUCCUCUUGAUUGUUUCUCACCUGCUGAUGGCGGUGGCCGGGACGGGUGCUGCGUUCUCAACGUCCUUUUCCAUCUUCUGUCUGUGCCGCUUUGGUUGCGGAAUGGCUCUAUCAGGCCUGGGCCUCAACACCUUUUCGCUCAUUGUGGAGUGGAUCCCGACCCGCGUCCGGACCGCUGUUGGCACGCUCACAGGUUACUCUUACACACUGGGACAGUUACUUCAAGCGGGAAUGGCUUACUUUAUUCGUGACUGGAGGUGGUUGACCUUGGCUGCGUCUUCACCCUUCUAUUUUUUCUUCAUCUACUCAUGGUGGUUUCAUGAAUCUUCAAGAUGGCUAGUCCUGAGCCACAACUAUGACCAAGCUGUCAAGAACCUCAAAAGUGUGGCAAAAAUAAACGGUCGACGUGAGGAAGGAGACAAAAUCGACAUCAAUAUGGUGCAGGAGUCCAUGAAGAAAGAGAUGACAUGUUCACAAGGCUCAUACUCCGUCUUGGAUCUUUUCCGCACUCCCACCAUGCGAUCGAUGACGAUCUACCUCAGUGCUGUCUGGCUAUCAACAAGCUUUGCCUACUACGGGCUAGCCAUGGACCUUCAGAAGUUUGGCGUGGACUUCUACUUAAUCCAAGUCAUUUUUGGGGCUGUGGACAUCCCGGCCAAGAUCAUCAUUACGGUGACCAUGAGUUUCAUUGGACGCCGUCCAUCCCAGAGUGGUGCACUUAUCCUUGCCGGAAUCAUGGUGCUAAUCAACCUUUUUGUACCUCAUGACCAACAGAUGCUGCGCACCUCUCUGGCUGUCGUGGGUAAAGGUUGCCUCGCUGCUUCCUUCAGCUGCUGUUACCUUUACUCCGGAGAGCUCUUCCCCACCAUAAUUCGUCAGAACGGAAUGGGAAUGGUAUCGAUGAUGGCUCGCGUGGGAGCGAUGGUGGCCCCCAUGGUGCUUCUUAGUGGUGACUAUAUACCUUGGCUGCCGGGUUUGAUCUACGGGGGAGCGCCCAUCAUCAGUGGCGUGGCUGCCAUUUUCCUCCCAGAAACGCUUGGGUCGCCACUUCCUGACACAAUACAAGAUGUGGAGGACAGGGGCUCUGGAAAAGUCUCCAAAAAGACAUCAAAGGAAGCAGCCAUUCUACAAGACACGCAGGCAAACCUCCUGAAGCCGGUUGUGUGAAAGCAAUGAAAUUGUAGUACUGUACUGAUUAACUGACAUGUUAAUAGAAAUUGAGUGGAUACUGCUGUUUUUGCAGUAUUUUUUUUUUUUUGCAGUGAUUUUACUUUAUCUUCAUCGCCAGAUGAUGGUUAUAGAUAAUGUCAAUUGUGAAAACAAUCUUAAACAUUUGUUUUACUGUAGCAUCGAGGGCUUAUGUGAUGCUGGGGAACCAAUGUUUUAUACAAUCAUCAUAAAAAAUUAUGUACUAAAAAUCCUUUUUGCAGCACAUAUGAUGCUGUUGAUUGUUUUAUAUUGUACAUACUCUACUAUGUGUACAUGAUGGAAGCUUGACGCAACGUUUUUUUGAGCAGUUUCAAUGAACACUGACCACUAGGGUUGCCAACUGUCCCUUGAAAAAUGAAAACGUUCGGCAUUCUGAAACAAAAGUACGCGUCCCUUAUGGAGCUUUCAAGGGACGCGCUUUGUCCCUUAUCAUCAAACUUGAGUCUUGCUUGUAGAAUGAACCAAUACUGGUAUGGUGCUUUACAAAAAUAUGCAGGGAAAUGCAUUGCCCCACCUAUAGCCUACUGCUUUUUGACCAAGGAGCUACCGGAACAAUAACAGUCUAAAAUCCAACUCAUGUCAUUGGUCGAGGUACUGUCGCUAACGGAAGACAACAUAAGAGUGUGGGAGAUGAGAGGUUUGAUUGAAGCGAGAUUAAAAAGCAUGUUCAAAGUGAUGAUAAUUUUCUUGUUCUUCUCUGUGUACUCCAGUGUCAGGAAUUGUAUUAUAUUUUUUUGAUCUGUCCAAUUCAUUAUUUUGGGAGUGAUCACUUGCUAAAAUGUAAUUGCUGAGAGUACUUUGAACGCACCUAAAUUGUAGAAGAAUUCAUCAUCACCUUCAAAAUACUCCAUGCCCUGGCCCCUCCCUACCUUUGCGAUCUUCUUCGUCGAAACAAUCCAACCCGUUCACUUCGCUCUACCACUAUUCUUCCCCUCUCCGUCCCCCGUGUCCGCCUCUCCAUCUUUGGUUCCAGAGCUUUUAGUCAUUGCGCCCCCCAGCUCUGGAACUCUCUACCCCGUGAUCUCCGCAGCAUAUCUACUCUAUCACUUUUCAAAUCUGGACUGAAAACACACCUGUUCACUCUUUCUUACCCACCAUAACCCCUAGCUGUCAUAUUUUUACUUUUUAUUGUGCUUUUAAUUUUUUAUCCUUUUAAUACCUUUUUUUCGUACUGUGAUUCUUUGUGUCUUGUGAAGCGUCUUUGU
Molecule: messenger RNA, 3214 nt
Organism: Corythoichthys intestinalis (scribbled pipefish)
Lineage: Eukaryota; Metazoa; Chordata; Actinopteri; Syngnathiformes; Syngnathidae
Gene: slc22a6l
Product: solute carrier family 22 member 6, like
Exons: 11
Coding region: 285-1967 (560 amino acids)
Biological process (GO): transmembrane transport
Cellular component (GO): membrane
Molecular function (GO): transmembrane transporter activity
Source: RefSeq, a predicted model, not a curated record